CCUCCUCUGCUUCACUCUCUCUCUCUCUCUCUCUCUCUCUCUCUCUCUCUCUCUCUCUCUCUCUCUCAUGGCGAUCCCUCGCAUGAAGAAGAGGCCUCGCCCUCUCCUCCUCCUCGCCCUCACCCUCGCCCUCGCCGCUGUGUCCCUCGUCCUCUUCGGGAUCCUCUUCUUCUCCGCCGCAUCCUCGCUCCCCACCCUCGGAUCCCUCCUCUUCUCCUCCCCCGCCCACUGGUCCGCGAGCGGCGGGGGCGGCGGCGGCGGCGGAGGAGGAUUGUACGGCCUCGAGCGGCGGUACCUGUACUGGGGCCACAGGAUCGAUUGCCCCGGCAAGCAUUGCGAGUCGUGCGCGGGGCUAGGGCAUCAGGAGUCGAGCCUCCGAUGCGCCCUCGAGGAGGCCCUCUUCCUUCAGAGAGUGUUCGUGAUGCCUUCUAGAAUGUGUAUUAGCUCGAUUCAUAACAAGAAGGGAAUCUUGCAUUCCCCUAGUGAUGCAAGUUCAGAGGAAAGAUGGGAAGCUAGUUCUUGUGCGAUGGAUUCUUUGUACGAUCUAAACCUCAUUUCAAAAGUAGUUCCAGUGAUUUUGGACAACUCCAAUCUGUGGCACCAAAUACUGUCAACAAGUAUGAAACUAGGAAAGAGGGGGGUGGCUCACGUGGAAGGAGUCAACAGAUCUGAUCUCAAAGAAAAUAGCAUGUACUCAAAUGUGCUUCUAAUAAAUCGCACUGCAAGUCCUCUGGCAUGGUUUAUGGAGUGCAAGGAUAGAACCAAUCACAGCUCUAUUUUGCUGUCGCACUCCCUUUUGCCAACCAUGGCAGCUGAAAGAUUGCAAAAUGUGGCAGAUAAAAUUAAAAAAUCACUUGGUGAUUAUGAUGCUAUUCAUGUGCGGCGAGGGGAUAGGUUGAAAACCAGGAAAGAUAGAUUUGGAGUUGACAGGAGCCGUCAUCCGCAUCUCGACAGAGACACCCGCCCUGAAUUUAUACACCGGAGGAUCGCAAAAUGGAUUCCGCCUGGACGUAGUCUAUUCAUUGCUUCAGAUGAGAGGACUCCCGGCUUCUUUUCGCCUCUAUCCGCCUGGUACAAAUUAGCAUACUCAUCAAACUUCAGUAGCAUAUUGGACCCGGUAAUCGAAAACAACUAUCAACUUUUCAUGGUCGAAAGGUUAAUUAUGGGAGGCGCGAAAACUUUUGUGAAGACAUUUAAGGAAGACGAGAAUGACCUUUUCCUCACAGACGAUCCGAAGAAGAAUCCGAAGAAUUGGCAAAUGCCUGUUUAUACUGACGAAGAAGACGGAAGCUGAAAAAUGGAGAAAAUGCACAAAAGUGCGCACAGCUUGCCUACAUCUUAGUGAGCUUACAAAAUUCAAAUCAGUGAAUUCGACACCUUACUGAAAUAUCGUUUUUAAAUUGGAGGUGUUACUCAUUCUUUUUUUCCUGUUUUUUUGGGGGGGCGGCGAAGAAAGAAAAAAGAAAACAAAGAUUGGAACAGUUGUAUAUUCUGCAAUGCAUAUUUUUUGUGUUACAUGACAUGGAAGAGAUUGUAAACUGUGAUUAUCGUAUUCUUGAGUAAUAGUAGUCAAAAGACAAUUUUAAGACUCAAA
Molecule: messenger RNA, 1594 nt
Organism: Ananas comosus (pineapple)
Lineage: Eukaryota; Viridiplantae; Streptophyta; Magnoliopsida; Poales; Bromeliaceae
Exons: 6
Coding region: 68-1294 (408 amino acids)
Cellular component (GO): Golgi apparatus
Source: RefSeq, a predicted model, not a curated record